GACAAAAUGGCGGAAGAACUGUCGAACAUUUCUAGACUUAUGUUGAUCCAGAACUGUCAGUGAAAUGAGUUGCACGAGUGCACACGCUUUCGACGUUAGGAGACAGUGCCUUGAGAUUAUCUCAGACAUAACAAAUAAACAGGAAGACUCGUCGGUAGACGAUAUAAACCUGGCAAGGAAAUGGCUUCUCUACUAUAGAGAGGUACCAACAAGACUUCAGGGAAAACUACCGCGGUGUGGGUUGUCAGCUGUUAGCAUGGCAGCGGAAUUGAUAAAUUUAAAGAGAAUAGUGGGUGAUGACAAUGUUGUAUCAUCUGCACAGAAACCGUACGAAGAGGAAUUGAACAACUUACUGACAUUGGCAAAAUCCAGAGGUUUUUCUAAUCAAGGAGAAAUGUAUUCGGCAGAAAAUCUUGCUCAUCUUGCUGAGGAGUUUUAUGGUGUGAAAUGCUCAGUCAUAAGUAAUGCAUUCGAGGAUCAACACUCCACUGUCUCUCAAUUACUUAAGGGAUCAGCUGUGCUUGUCCCGUAUGAUGCUGAUAAGAACAAUAAACCCUGUUUGGAGAAUGGCCACCGAGCCCAUUGGGCUUUGCUCACAGGUGUCUUGUGUGAACUGUGCGACAACAGCAUCGACUGGACAUUGUUUGAGCAAGAUGUUGAUGUUCCCAUGUUAUUCUGUGUAAGUCCAUUACAAUCAUUUGUCUUACCCCCUAAUUGUAAACUGGGACAUGUUUACUUUUGCGUCAAGCAUGGUAAAUCAAAGCACACAGUUGUUUGGACCCUUGAGAGUUUAAAGAGUAGUAAUGCAAAUCUUUUGGAACUAGAUCCGAAACGAAGACUAGCUGGGAAUUGCAUUGUUCCCAGAGAUGGCCUAAGGGUUGGACUGUGUCAGAAAAUUGUACUUAUGUCUGGAAAAAGUUAGAAAAUUAAGUAGCAAUAAUAAGAAUAUACUGAACAAAGAUAUUAGAUGUCAACAAAUUUAUUUACCAGUUCUGAGUAUUGUUUGACCUAAAACAGUUCUAUACUAUAACAAGGAAUUGAAUAAAGUAUUUUAAUUUACAAUAUUCAGUAUUUAUAUUCGAGUAUUUGCAACGAAAAGGUCAAAACAAAGAUUAAAGUAAAAAACCCAAAAAAAAUGAUAUUUUUAAGGUAUUUUUCUCACAGUUUAAACAAUUGUGACCUUAGAAUAUCAGUGAUUAGAAAACAUUAACAAAAUGCCUGGCAUUGACAACCAACAGUUUCCCACUGAAGACAAAAAUUUCCCAAUCAUUGGUGGAGGAAAGGAUGACUGUAUUAAGCUGUAGUUUAAUACUUUGCCAGGCCAAAAAGGUUCCCAUUAUAAGUUCUUUUAAAUAAAUGCUGGUGUCCUAAGGCUUUGUAACUAGUUUACUACAAAGUGAUGACAUGUUUUUUUUUUUUCCUAUAAUUAUGUGCAUUGCUU
Pocillopora verrucosa is the source of this 1441-nucleotide messenger RNA. Its product is annotated as actin maturation protease. The record is from RefSeq and is a predicted model, not a curated record. NCBI's taxonomy places the organism in Eukaryota, Metazoa, Cnidaria, Anthozoa, Scleractinia, Pocilloporidae.